Diaporthe citri is the source of this 1548-nucleotide messenger RNA. RefSeq lists its product as uncharacterized. Bases 1 to 1548 code for a protein of 515 amino acids. Gene Ontology annotation, molecular function: iron ion binding; heme binding; monooxygenase activity. The record is from RefSeq and is a predicted model, not a curated record. Lineage: Eukaryota; Fungi; Ascomycota; Sordariomycetes; Diaporthales; Diaporthaceae. The transcript is spliced from 6 exons.
AUGAUCAUCGCCUACUGUAUAGGCAGAGCCAUCUACAAUGUCCACUUCCACCCGCUCGCAAAGCACCCCGGGACAAAGCUUGCCGCCAUCACCGAUGCCUGGUGGGCUUACUCAGGGUGCUUAGCCUUACCAGGCUGCGUUCUACAGUUCCUGGCAUGCCCCCGACUUUCCUUGGAUCAAAUCAGUCUUCACGUCAGAGUCCCGGUUAACGCGCUCGAACACUUAGCAUUACGGGAAAGUACCCCUUGGAUCAUCAAGGGCGUCCUCAAAAAAUACGGCGAUGUAGUCCGCAUUGCUCCUAAUGAGCUUGUAUUCUUGAGACCUCAGGCAGCAAGAGACAUAUACCUUUCGCAGGAGAAGAACCUCGAGCUGUUCGUCCAGGUUGGGUACGGCGCCUUGGACACUGGCGACGGGGGCAUCUCCGGCGAUACCAACCCCGUGAGGCACCGCGAGAUCGCAAAGAAGCUCGCACCUGCUUUUAGCACGAGGAAUUUCAAAGCGAAAGAAAAAGCACUUCAUAAUCACAUUGACCUGUUCGUCAAGAGAAUGAAGGACGUGGGAACUGGAGCGAAGGGGGCUGAGUUGCAACGCUGGACGGACUGGCUGGCGCUGGACCUCUCAGCCGGCAUGACCUACGGGCCUCGCGAUGAAUCAGAUGCCGCAACUCUGAAGCUGGAUCUCUUCUUGACGAUGAGCCAGAUCACGAGGAAGUUCCGCCUCCUUACCCCCCUGAUGUAUCUCACCAUCCCGCCAUCCGUGUGGUUCGUGAUGCCGAGGCUCAUCGGGAUGAACCACCAAGACGUCAAGGCGCGCAUCGAGCGCCGGGGGAAGACGAAGCACCUGGACUACUUCGAGCAACUCGUCCCGGCCGACGGGCCCUCGCCGGAAGAUGAGAAGGAUAUCUAUCACCUAGAAAAUGUCGCGGGGCAGCUGCUCCUGGCUGGCUGGCAGCCGCUGGCGAACCAGUUCUACUCUCUGAUAUUCUUCGUCCUCAAGGAACCUGAGGCUUACGCGGCGCUGGUGAAGGAAGUCGCCUUUACUGAUUAUUAUGCGAUCAAUACCGAGACUACGGCUAGUUUGAAGUACCUGCAGGCUUGCGCGAAUGAGAGCCUUCGCCUCCACCAAGACACGGUUGACGGGCUGCCGCGAGUGAGCCCUGGCGAUGUUGUGGACGGAGCAUACAUUCCUAAAGGCGUGACCUGCCAGAUCAGCUACUUCGCUGCAGCUCGAAGCCCGCGCUUCUUUACCGAGCCGCCCAAGUUCCGACCGGAACGGUGGUUGCCGCCAGACCACCCUAGGUUCGAUCCAAAAUACAAAGACGACAACCUCAAGGCGUCCAAGCCUUUCAGCCAAGGACCUAGAGGGUGUCCUGGCGGUUCUGUAGCUUUGGCUCUGCUGCGGACAUUUGUUGCCAAGGUCUUGUGGGAAUUUGACCUGGAAGCGGCAACGGGUCAAGAGGGUUUGUCGUUCGACAGGGACUUCAGAUUCAUGACGUUUUGGGAGAGACCACAAUUCUGGGUCCGGUUCAAGCCUGUUCAAAGGGCAUAA